Pseudovirgaria hyperparasitica is the source of this 1704-nucleotide messenger RNA. RefSeq names its product tryptophan synthase beta subunit-like PLP-dependent enzyme. The coding region runs from base 160 to 1395 and encodes 411 amino acids. The record is from RefSeq and is a predicted model, not a curated record. Lineage: Eukaryota; Fungi; Ascomycota; Dothideomycetes; Acrospermales; Acrospermaceae. Gene Ontology annotation, biological process: L-threonine catabolic process; L-serine catabolic process. The transcript is spliced from 2 exons. Gene Ontology annotation, molecular function: threonine deaminase activity; L-serine ammonia-lyase activity; pyridoxal phosphate binding.
GUCGGGUAUCUCUCUAUUAUAUUUGGGGCCUUAACUCAUUAAGCCGAUCGUUUGAUGACAUUGCGACUACGCGCUAUCUCUCGAUAUAUAUAUGAACCCCAUAUUCAUCUCAUGAUAUUACACUGUGGAUCAGCCUCUACAAUCUGUCAAUUGUAAAAGAUGUCAAUUGACGUUAUAGAUUCAGCAUCUGCUAGGCCUGCGCCACACCUCAACGACAGAAACAUCCAUCACGCUGCCGCGACAUCUAGCAGUAUCAAGACCGCCCCGCACUCGCGAAACGAGGUCAUGAUGAACGAAUAUCCCCGGACUUGGGUGAAGACGCCCUUGAAAGAAAGUGCGGCCCUCAGUCGCGCUGCUGGUUGCAGAGUCUUCCUCAAGCUUGAAAACCUACAACCUUCGGGCUCAUUCAAGUCCAGGGGUGUAGGAAACUACAUGCUUUGCCGGCUGCGCGAGCGCCUAACCGACUCUCCCAAUACGCCCAUUCACUUCUACUCGUCCAGCGGCGGUAACGCCGGAAUCGCAUGCGCCUACGCAGCACAGUCACUAGGAUAUCCGGCGACAAUCGUGGUGCCAACUGCGACUAAGCCCGCUAUGAUUUCGAAGAUGCGCACAGCAGGCGCACACGAUGUAAUCUCGCACGGUGCAUCUUGGCAGGACGCUGAUGGAUACCUCCGCGAUGAAGUCCUAUGCAAAGACCCCAACGGAGUAUAUGUGCCACCGUUUGACCAUCCAGACAUUUGGGAGGGCAACAAGACUACUGCUUACGAGAUACGGGACCAGCUCGACGAAAAGCCAGACGUUAUGAUCUGUUCUGUGGGAGGUGGAGGACUGUUCAAUGGUUUUAUCAAAGCAAUGCACGAAAUGGACUGGGGUGAUGUUCCGUUCCUAGCUAUGGAAACUAUUGGUGCCGAUUCGCUCAACAAGAGUGUGAUAGAAGGCAAGCACAUCACCCUUCCGAGAAUAACAUCCAGGGCAACAUGUCUUGGUGCUAUUCGCAUUGCCAACAAAACCUGGGAAAACAUGCAGGCAAACAAAAACGUUCAGAGUAUUGCGCUGCCAGACGCUGAAGCCGCUAUGGGUUGCUGGCGCCUUGCUGACGACGAGAGGAUACUGGUCGAGAUGGCAUGUGGGGUUUGUGUUGUUCUUUGCUACGACGGUCGACUCCAGAAGAUCAUGAGUAGCAUAGGUAAGAAAUUGACGCCUCAGAGUCGAGUUGUCAUUACUGUUUGUGGUGGUAGCGAUAUCAGCGUUGAGUCGCUGUACGAGAUGAGGAAGGAGUAUGCCUGGGUCGAAAAGACGGUUUCGGAUGGUACCAAUGGCUCUGGUGCGCCUGGUUCAUUCACUAUACCUGUGGUAGUAGGACACGAGCAUCAAAUAGACCGCGCUACAAACUGAUCAGGAGUCAAAUAGUAAAAGUAUGCUUUCACAAUGAACCGCCUCGAAACAGGGUCAAGCGGCAACUGUUGUCUGGUCUUCAAUUUGUCUUUUGCGAUAGUUCCAGUAAUUGACACGGAUUGGAUCGUAGCGCAUAGCAAGUAGAUCCAGAGCUUUUGCUGCCAUGAGCUGGGUCUCCGGGAUAUCGCCGUGUAUCUCAGCAAAGACGUCCAAUGCAUGGCUUGACUGUACCAAGUCGUUCUCGUUGAUGCCACAGAACUCGCGCACGAAGGGACUUAGCUCUACUAUCGAUUCUUUGGACUGCCUGUA